GGACAUUCUCUUGCCCAUUACGCGCGAUACAGCGCAGGAGAAAGUAAGAAUUUCUCAGGGAAACAAAAUUUUCCCUCCUCAGCUUCUCAGGGAAACAAAAUUUUCCCUCUCUCACGAAGCUGAGGAAGGGAGGGGAGGAGUCCUUCCUCAGUUUUUCGUUGCCGCACCGUUCGUGACGGGGGUUGCUUUCCCUGCCUGAGUGCGCGCGUCCAACUUGGCUUCCGCGCCUGUAGGGUAGCGAGUGCGAGCUUGCCAGCUAUGGCGGUCACUCGCCGCCGGCCUUCGUCUUUCCGGCAAGCGAUAUUUCGAUUCGUGGUCCCCCUUGUUCUCCUUGGCUGUUUUAUUUACCCCUGGCUGCAUUACCCCUGGACGUGUCCUCCUCCACCUUCUGAUGGUAAUACCGCUCUCUCGCAAGUGAUUAACACGACCUCGAUCGAGAGACCUGCCGAAGUCGUUGGCGGCGGCUUAACGCAGGCGGACUUUCUUUACCUCCGUUACCCGCAGCUGAAAAAGCAGGACGAUGGCGCCGCCAGGCUGGCGACCUUCUCGAAAGAGCUGGAGUACUCUCAACUGCGUAGCAAGAACGAUUUCGUGGUUCACAUGUGGCGGCAGAAGACGCCGGACUUGACCCAGCCGAAGGUGUUGCUGGCCUCUGCCAGCGCUCCGACUUGCGAGAUGCUGCAUGGUCCGGUUAUGGCGCAGCAAGCUCUCAUCAACAAGCUCGCAUAUGCCGAGCUACACACGAACGUGGACGUGUUGUACACGCUCGAGAAUCCGGCCAAGGACGCGUACCAGUGGAACCGGCCUUUGCUCUGGCUUCGCCUUUUGAAGAAAUGGCGGUCGAGUUACGACUGGGUGUUUUGGGUUGAUGCGGACGCCAUCAUCCUGGACCUCGGUUUCACUAUCCCCUUCGCUAGCUACAAACCGUACGAUAUCGUCAUGUGGGGAAACACCGAGAGAGCGUACAGUGUGGGGGAUUUCAAGUCGAUCGCUCUCGGAUUGACCAUGUUCAAAACGAGCCAGUUUUCCAUCUCCUUCGUGGACGCGAUCCUGGACAUGCGCGAUAAAGGCCGGAGGUUGAAGGCCGGCGAUUUGUAUGAACAAAUCCAAACUGCUAUUACCGAGCCGCCGCAGUUUCUGAACGACCAGGCUGCUGCAGCUUAUCUCUUCCGCACCGUCGGCGCAGAGAGGUGGAGAGAGAGAGUUCACUUCGAGACCAGCUACUACUUGAAUGGCUACUGGAAGGACGUAGGUCAACGGCUGGACAAAAUUGCGUUCGAGCGGGAGAUACGGAGCAAGGACCCUCCGUUCAGCUGCCAUUUUGUGGGCUGUAGUCUGUGUACGGGAAGAGCAAUGUCGGAUUACAAGCAGUGCGUUGAUUAUUUCGAGAAGUCUUUUCAGUUUGCUAUGAAUGAAACGGCGAGGAAAGAGAUGGCGGCCGCUUUCCGCGAAGGUGGCGACGCCAUGUGAGUGUACGACCGUGAGGUUCGCCUUCUUUGUCGUAGCGACGGUUUCGGCGUUUUAGGUUACAGUCUUGGAGGGGUUUUGAGAGGGUGUUGGUGUUGUUGCGUGCGCUUUUGCACCCGUCAUAAUUGCUCUUCUUUUCCACUUCGCUGUUGCUGUACCCUCUUCUUCUCCCCCUUCUUCUCUCUCCUCUUUUCACGGUCUUUGAUCUGUGAUCGUGAUGUGGGCAUUGCAGAUGGAGAGGAUGCUGCACGGGAGGGCGCACUUUGAUUACGUGGGUACUUGUACAGCGGGUGGAGUUUGCGGGAGCGACGGACGAUGGAGGGGAUGGAUGGGGUUUGCGGGAGCGAUUUACGAUGGAGGGGAUCUGGACGUAGAGAGGGAAACGGAGAGGGUCAGGGAGAAUCAGGAGAAAGGCGGCGCCACGGAGUUGUUCUCCUGCAGUUGAGGACGUGUUGAUGCGGCCACGAUAUUGGGUUGUCUCGAGGAGAGAAGUACAUUCGACUGCAAAGCUUGUCCAGUCGAGGAGACGGCUGAGCUAAGCUUGGAUCAAUGAGCGAUCGUCGUCUUUGCUGUUGUGCGCAUUGCGGUUUGUAGCGAGAGCGUACACGGUUGUGCUUGCUGACUUCUGUCUGCUACAUGCCUCUAGUUGAGAGGGAAGCAGCAUAUUAGAGGCCGUAGGAAGAGAAAAUCGUUGACUUGUUUUAUUAAGCUUUUUCCACUCACAGACAGAGAGAGCGCGCAAGCGAGCGAGAGCGCGCGCAAGCCAGCGAGAAAGCGAGCGAGCGAGCGAGCGAGCGAGCGAGAGAGAGAGAGAGAGAGAGAGAGAGAGAGAGAGAGAGAGAGAGAGAGAGAGAGAGAGAGAGAGUUUGAACAUGAGGUUUGGUUUUGAGAGCGGCGCUAGUUGGCGGUACUCUUAUGUAAUAAGUGGCGAGAAUCGCGUGGGCUUUGGGGGCCUGUCUGGGUAAAGAUUCUGAGAAAGGUGCGACUGUUGCACUUUUUUCGCGGUAUUGUUUGGUUUGGCCGUUGGACAAUUCCAACGCUCACAAUUUUGCCCGAGUUCGAAAAUGCUAUUUCGUCGUAGCUUUUUCUGUGCAGCAGCUUUGCGGAUGGAUCAGGUGGAGUAUGGGAGGAAGAAGGGGAAUUCUGAUUUGUUAAGCGUUGAGUGCAUGUUGUGGUUUAGAUAAGCUCUCAUCGGAAUGAGAAAUGGCUCGGGCAACCAACCAUAUCGCCAGACUUUUGCACCUGUACAAUUUUAGUGAAAUUGAGGCAAGUCUAAAAAUGCCUUUUGGUCGUGAAGUCCGAACACUAAAGCAAGAUCUCUUGUUGCGUCCUCACAGCCAGAAAUCGGUCUACCUUUCUUUGUUAUCUCACAGCUUUCUUCGAUCUGUUGAGAUUGUUCUCCUAGGUCAUUCUGUACUUGGCUGCAUAGCUGCCUACCUUUAUUUUUUUUGAUGUCUCUUGUCUCGGAGAUGUAUACGUUCUGGAAUGGGUUCAUUGCAUUGUUUUGUCUUGUUUAGACGCGAAAGCUUUAUGUAGUCCGCGUGUAUUAUUCUUACAAGAGUGAUCUUCUUCUUUGCUAAUUGCUGAAGUCGAAACGGAGGGAUUGUUGCCGAAACCCGGGGGCUAGCUAUGAGACAAGAGCAGAUGCAGCUGGGUUACGAGGGUGAGGAGGGGCGCACGCAUGCACUUUGGCACAUUCGCUCGAGGGAGAGAGAGAGAGAGAGAGAGAGAGAGAGAGAGAGAGAGAGAGAGAGAGAGAGAGAGAGAGAGAGAGAGAGAGAGAGAAACCUGUGGGGUCGAGCUGCCGGAGAGGUGCUGGGUAUUGGAUGAAUGUGUGUGUGUGUGUGUGUGAGAGAGAGAGAGAGAGAGAGAGAGAGAGAGAGAGAGAGAGAGAGAGAGAGAGAGGAAUUGAACGCAACCCGUAUCGGGUUGAGCUGGUGAGAGGUUACGGUUUAUUGGUUGUCUUGAUUUCGAUCAGAGGAGAUGAUCCACAAAAGUAGGGUUCAUGGUCCUGCAGCCCUGGUUCUCCGGCGGCAUCAUCUUUUCCUGUCGAGGUACAGCGUGCUCUGCAUUUUCUGAGCACACUUCAGAGCUCUUUGCGCUGUGUGGUGCGCAAUUGUUUUGGGUUUUCUCGGCACGUUACAAAAUAAAGGAUCUCUCUCUCUCUCUUUUUCUCACUGUACUUUCUCGUUUUAACCAUCUGAAUUCUAGCCUCCUGUUGUGUUAUGUUUCGUCUGAUUUCUCUAUUCAUAGCGUUUUUACAGAUUCAGAUAAUAAAUUACCAUCGUUUUA
Messenger RNA from Chara braunii, 3759 nucleotides. NCBI's taxonomy places the organism in Eukaryota, Viridiplantae, Streptophyta, Charophyceae, Charales, Characeae. The record is from the annotation of a GenBank genome assembly.